This is a messenger RNA of Trematosphaeria pertusa, 1130 nucleotides long. RefSeq lists its product as uncharacterized. The coding region runs from base 90 to 863 and encodes 257 amino acids. The record is from RefSeq and is a predicted model, not a curated record. NCBI's taxonomy places the organism in Eukaryota, Fungi, Ascomycota, Dothideomycetes, Pleosporales, Trematosphaeriaceae. The transcript has 2 exons.
CACCAACUCGCACCACUUCCUCACGUCGUCCUCUCACCCCUUCGACGACUCAUAUCUAGGCUCGCAAUUUCGACAAACGACUGGGCAAGAUGCCGCAAACAGCAGCCCGGGCUUUCUCUCAGAAAGACCUACCGCCUUCCGUCGAGACCGCAUACUACAGGAAAUGCAUCGAGCUCAAACGCCGCAUAAAUGACAUCGAGGAAAACAAUGACGGUACACGCCUACGAAUCAAGCGCCUGAACCGCGGUGUCCAGAAGAUGCGCCUUGAGCGAGCCUUCCUUCUCGAACAACUACACAAGCACAUGGAAUACAACGUCGACGAUUCAGACCGGAGCAGCAGUCCACCGCCAACGCCCACGGACAAGCCGCUAAGGAGCAAGCGGAGCCACCGUAAGGGGACGCCGCCCGCCGGAGGACAAGUAGGCAGCGGCAGCGGAAUGUCAGGCGCGCAGCAUGCGAGCCCCGGAAGCACACAUCAUCAGCAGAUUCUGCACCCCAUGAAUCCUAUGUCUUCCGCCCAGAGCACCCCAGAUCCGAGCCGCUCGAACCCUUUCUUCAGCACAAUCGGAGGCAGCGCCACCUCUCCACACGCGGUCAACGGCGCGAGCCAGCCCGUCCUUCCACCUCUCCACUCCCUCCCGCCCCUUCAACCACAACGUGCGCCUGAGCCCUCACGUGGCGCUUACUUCGACCCGGCAUACGACGAGCGGCGCGCACCCGCAGCGGAGAGCGAGUUAGAAUAUGCGGGUAGAGCGCGGUCUCAUUCGGGUGCUAAUCCACCGCCUGAGGUCCGCGAGGCGCAGAAUGGCGAUACCGAGAUGACAGACGCUUCGGGUGCUGGUUUCACCGCGGUGAAUAGGUAGUAUGCAUUACACCGCAUGUUGGAACAUGGCAGAAGAGCGUGGCGUUAGGAGUCGGUAUUGGACACGGCCCACAGGAACUGGGGUGGGCUGGCAUGCUACACUUGGGAACAGAUUUAUUGCUUGCAUUACUAUGGGGCGUCACUUCUGAGAGGGAUGGUGACCGAAACUCUCCAGGCAAUUGUUUUACCGAUGGUGUCUUUCGGUUUUAGACACAAGUCAACGGGAAUUGUGGGUGCUUAAACCCAUCAUAUUGAUGUAUAAAAAGCC